This is a messenger RNA of Prosopis cineraria, 3258 nucleotides long. RefSeq names its product glutamate receptor 2.7-like. The transcript is spliced from 5 exons. NCBI's taxonomy places the organism in Eukaryota, Viridiplantae, Streptophyta, Magnoliopsida, Fabales, Fabaceae. Gene Ontology annotation, cellular component: plasma membrane. The record is from RefSeq and is a predicted model, not a curated record. Gene Ontology annotation, molecular function: glutamate-gated receptor activity. Bases 71 to 2803 code for a protein of 910 amino acids.
GAGCUGUGAGAAGUCUUGGGCUUUUAGAUCCUUUUAAAAGGACAAGCUCAAGUUCAGAGAGUCUAAUGUGAUGAAGGCCAUGAAACGUAUUGUUGUGGGGUUCUUUGCCAUGUGGUGGGUUACAAGGUGGAGCAGCUUGGCCAUGGGAACAAACACAAUGAAGUUCCCAGUCGGAGUGAUUGUGGACGAAGGCACUUGGAUUGGGAAAUUAGGUUUGAGCUGCAUCCACAUGGCUCUUUCUGAUUUCUAUGCUUCCCACUCUCACUACAACACUAGGAUCCAUCUCACCAUCAAGCAUACUGAUGCACAUAUGAUUGCAGCUGCUUCAGCAGCUAUAGAUUUGAUAAAAAAUGUAGAGGUGCAAGCUAUCAUAGGGCCACAAUACUCAACGCAAACUAGCUUUGUAAUUGAUGUUGGUAACAAAGCUGAGGUUCCCAUCAUAUCAUUUUCAACUACAAGCCCUUCUCUCAAUAAUCCUACUACUCCUUAUUUUUUUCAAGUGGCACAGAAUGAGGCAACUCAAGUGGCAGCUAUUACAGCAAUUGUCCAAGCUUUUGGAUGGAACCAAGUGGUGCUAAUCUAUGAAGAAGGCUUAUAUGGGGAGGAAGUGAUACCUCACAUUAUGAAAACCUUGCAAGAUGCAAAUGUUCAUGUUCCCUAUCAAAUUGCAAUUUCCCCAUCAACAACUGACCAACAAAUUAUUAAAGAGCUGGCCAAUUUAAGAAUGAUGUCCAACAGAGUUUUUAUCAUACAUAUGCCACCAAUCCUAGGUUUACGUGUGUUUACCAAGGCAAGAGACAUUGGAAUGAUAAGCCAAGGCUAUGUUUGGAUCAUGACCACCUCAAUGACUAAUCUAUUAGAUUGGACAAAUUCUUCUAUCACCGACUUGAUGCAAGGGGUUGUAGGUGUGGCUUCCUAUUUUCCAAAAUCCAAAGAGGUUCAAGAUUUUGAAGUUCAGUGGAAACUAAAAUUUCAAAAAGAGAAUCCAAACAUCAUAGGAGCCCAAUUGAAUGUUUUGGGUUUGUGGGCCUAUGAUGCUGCAACGGCACUAGCCAUAGCAGUGGAGAAGGCUAGGAUUACCAAAUUGAGUUUCCAAAGGAAAAAUGUUUCUAAAUCAUGUAAUACAACAGACUUUGAAACUAUUAGGGUCUCUCAAAGUGGUUCAAAACUACAGGAUGCACUUUCCAAAACUGCAUUUAAAGGCCUUUCAGGGAAGUUCAAUUUGGUCAAUGGAGAAAUGAAUUCAAAAACUUUCCAAAUAAUCAACAUAAAUGGUGACGGAAAGAAAGUAGUAGGAUUUUGGACCCCACAUAAUGGAUUAGAAAGAGAACUGAGUCCUAAAAACAUGAGCAAAUAUUCUACAUCAAAAGCCAAUCUUAAACAAAUUAUUUGGCCAGGGGAUUCUCCCAUUGCUCCUAAAGGGUGGGAUGUAGGGGCAAAUGGAAAGAGGCUGAAAGUAGGCAUUCAAGUAAAAAGGGGAUUCUUUGAAUCUUUCAAUAUACACCAUGAUUCUGUUAAUGAUACUAUGACUUUUAAUGGCUACUGCAUUGAUAUUUUCAUAGCAGUCAUGAGAGCAUUACCAUAUAGUGUUCCUUUUGAAUUUAUCCCUUUCAACAUACCUAAUCUUGACCGUGACUAUUUACGCCCUGGAGUAUUCUAUGAUGAUUUGAUCCAGAAGGUUUAUGUUGGGGAAAUUGAUGCAGUUGUAGGAGAUUUGACUAUUAUGUUCGAGAGGUCUCAAUAUGUGGACUUCACAUUGCCCUUUACUGAAGGUGGGGUAAAUUUUCUUGUGCCAACUAAACAAAAGAACAAGGAAAAAGCUUGGCUCUUCUUAAAGCCCUUGACAUGGGAAUUAUGGCUCGCCACUGGUUGCUUCUUUGUGUUCAUUAGUUUUGUGGUUUGGGUGCUAGAACACCAAAACAACGAAGAAUUCAGGGGUUCCCCCUCCAAUCAAAUUGGCAAUAGCUUUUGGUUCUCCUUCUUAACCAUGGAUUUUGCCCAAAGGGAGAAAAUUCAUAGCAACCUGGCUCGAGUUGUGGUGAUCAUAUGGGCAUUUGUGGUGCUCAUACUAACACAAAGCUACACAGCUAGUUUUACAACGCUCUUGACUGUUCAACAACUCCAGCCGACCGUGAUAGACAUAAAUCAACUCAUACGGAGUAGGGAAUCUAUUGGGUACCAAUUGGGUUCUUAUACUUACAACAUUUUAAAACAAAUAGGCUUUGAUGAAAGUAGGCUUCGGUCUUACAAUUCUCCACAACAAUGUGAUCACCUUUUAACAAUUGGAAGCCAACAUGGGGGUAUUGUUGCUGCUUUUGAUAAAAUCCCAUAUCUUAAAGCAAUGGAAACAAGUUAUUGCUCGAAAUACACAAUGAUAGGACCUACCUAUAAUCAUCCAGGGUUUGGUUUUGCUUUCCGAAGAAAUUCGCCUCUUGUAAAUGAUGUUUCAAGGGCUAUAUUGAACUUGACAGAGAAGAAUGAAGGCGGGAUGAAAGAAAUUGAAAAUGCAUGGUUCGAGAAUGCAAGUCAUUGUAAGUGGCAGUCUGAUGUGGAGGCAACCUACAGUCUCAAUAUUGAUAGCUUUCGGGGACUAUUCCUAAUUGCAGUACUAGCUUCAUCCUUAGCUCUCGUUGUUCACAUAGCUAUGUUCCUUAUCGAUAGCUGGAAACAUUUGAAUUGCUUUGAUCCAUCAGACCCUUUCUUCAAAAGAAUUUGUGUCAUGGUAAAAGUUUUCUACCAUCACUACAACACAAACACUCCAUUCCUAGCUGCUCCACAAACUACCACACAUCAAGUACCCUAAGCCUCACUAAAAUUGGGUGACUAAAUAAAUCUUGGAUUAGUCUUCUUCUUCUAAUCAUAAAUCUGGAUCCUUCAUAUUGUAUUUGUAGUUUUCUUUUUUAUUUUAUUCAACUACUACACAUCAAGGCAUCAUUCGAUACCUUAUUUUUGUUUGGUUUUGUUUUCAAAAACUCACUACUAUAAAAAGGGCCUACGAGAGUUCUUGUUUUUAGCCUUCAAUAGUGUUUCUAAAGCACUCCUAAAUAUAGCACUCGUGUAAAUGUGAGAGUGCUUUUCCAAUAAGGUGAUCUUACGAGAGCAUUUCUACUACAGCACUUCAAAGUGCUCCUAUUUUUUAUCAGACAAAACAUUGAUGAAAUGGUGCAUCAUGUUCAUGUGAGAAUUUCUCUGAAAAACAAAAGCACUAGUAACCUUUCUAGGAUGGAUAUAUUUUAAGACUGCCUAUAAAUAAAGAGA